Liolophura sinensis is the source of this 4293-nucleotide messenger RNA. RefSeq lists its product as uncharacterized. The transcript is spliced from 12 exons. The record is from RefSeq and is a predicted model, not a curated record. Lineage: Eukaryota; Metazoa; Mollusca; Polyplacophora; Chitonida; Chitonidae. The coding region runs from base 186 to 4004 and encodes 1272 amino acids. Gene Ontology annotation, biological process: protein localization to centrosome. Gene Ontology annotation, cellular component: centriolar satellite.
AAAUCUUUCAUUUAAAAUUUUAACCGCUAACCUGUGCAAGAAUCAUCUCCAUAAGAGAACAAUGAUACGCUUUCCAGUAUGGGUGAUCCCAGUUGACGUAUCUUCCAUAUGAAGACGUGUGAUAACCUGGUGGUAAAUGUGCUGGCUCAAGACCAGGUGUUGAAGACAUCAAGCCCUUGAUAAAGAUGCCUCCGAAAGCCAAGAAAACUCUCAUCACAACAAUACCAUGCUCUCGCUUUAAGUCAAAGAGUAAAGCUGCUUCAAAGAGUAAAACAGGCCCAGGUAGAUCUGCCAGUGGAGUACAAAUACCCAGGACUGGAAGCCAUGAUGGUGGCCUCAAGAAGCGGAGUCGUCCCCCUGUUUCCAAACCCCGUGCUGGAUACACUCUUUACUCUAGCGAUUCUGAGGAGCGGAUUGGAGAGGUUGAUAAGGGACUUAAUCGAUGUGCAAGUAUCGUCAAGCAGAUGUUGGAGGUUCGUAAAGGUGUGGGUAAAGUGCCAAAAGGAGACCUGAAGAUGGUGGCGCCCCCCAGCAGCAAGCCUCGUCAAGCAGUCACAAGGGAGAUUAUUCAUCCCGCUGCCAACCCCACCCACAGCCCUAAGCAAUUGAAUCAAGUCCCUGUUGUUAUUCCCACUGCUGACAUGGAUGAAUCUGUUCCACAGAAGAGAGGCCCGUCUACGCAACAGCCACAGAAGAUGAUGGUGCAACCACGGUUUAACAAACGGUUAGCGACUUCAACACCAGAUCCAGAUAAGAUGGAACCAGAGGAUACGGGAGCUUUGAAUGGUUACAUUCAGAAAACUGCUACUUCGGAUCACUCAAGAAACAACACUCAAGGUAUUCCAACAGUAAAAUCUACGGGCACAAAUCAGGGAGGUUUACUUCAGCAACUUCUGGAUCAUGAUCCGAGGCAAGAUCGUAGUCAAUCUGCAGGAGGGUCUGUGGAUCGUCAGGUUGUUAUUGGUGUGCCGCAAGGAGCUGGCCUUCAACCACUACAGUUUAAAGAAAAUUUAAAUCCUAUGGAUCAGAGGUCUGGGUGUACUACAGGAUCAGCACAACAGUACUUACAACCCAGGAUUUCUCCAAGAUUGAUUCAGAAUGGCCGGAAUACUGCACAGUAUCAGUGUCAGGCAGAGUUAUCCGAGCAGCAGACUGGCUCAGGGUCUGGUGUGCAUUGGCAAACCUGUGUAAGUCAGGAGGUGAAGGGUGGACCUGUAUGUUUAAAUGAGGUGAGUCCAGUCCCUCAGACUUAUGCGAGAACGUCCGACAUACAGCCAGGGAUGGAAAAUUUUCUGGACGAAAGCGAAUAUCAGCAAUUGCCAAGUCCACAAUCUGUUUUCCAGUCAUACAAAGGAAUUUCCUCAAGAAUGCCAGAUGUGCCUGAACGGCUGAGACAAAGUGAGGGCUUCUUUCCUGUUGUCACUGAAGAGUCAGAAUUUCAAAAGGAAACAAAUUCUGCCUCAAGUAAGAGGCAAGUGCAUCCAAGGGAGUUAAGUGAGUCAAGUGAUCUCCAACCCACUCCCAAAUCAGUGAGCAGAAAUUCAACCAAUGGAGUUUCACAAGACGGGUUACACGAUUGGAGGUUUGCUAGAAUUGAUUCAUCCAAGGUUUCUUCCUCUGGUUGUUCAUUGGCUGUUGCACAACCAAUCAACAGCAGACAGCUUGAGUACAGUGACUACAAAUAUUUUCACCCAAAUCAGUUCCAGAUGGAAACACAGGGUCCAUGUUUUACAGGUGGAGUUGGUUUUGAAAAGCCUGUCCGGGAGUCCGGCUUUCACGAUAGUCCAGGACACGCUGCUGCCAACUCACCUGCCCAGUUUUUUGAGAAUUCCAGUUUACCUGUUGUGUCUCGAAAUGGAAAUAUGAAUGAUAUGUUAGAAAAUCAGACUUAUACCCUGCCAAGACAAGACAACUUUUUGGCCCAAGGCAGAGAAAGUGGAAGGGAGAGAGGAAGCCAAAAUACAAACUAUGAUGGUCAUAAUGAACAGAUGUAUUAUGGUCCUCCAUUGGCCCACAGUGCCGUGAACAGAAAUGUGGCCCAAAGUUCCUUGAGCACAAAUGUGGCCCAAAGUCCCAUGAACACAAAUAUGGCCCAAAGUCCCAUGAACACAAACAUGGCCCAAAGCACCAUGAACACAAAUAUGGUCCAUAGUGUCAUGAACACAAAUAUGGCCCAAAGUCCCAUGAACACAAACAUGGCCCAUGUGGGCCAAAGGGCUGUAACCACAGAUCUUGCCCAAAAUCAAAAUGGUGAAAGCUAUGUCCAGGUGAAAUCGGUUGUCUGUGACAACAGAGGCUUUCCCGGAAACCAAGCAUUUAACAACGGGCCACCUUCCAGACAUGCUGUUGUCGAUAACGGAAGGCCUAUAGGUAGUGCGUCUGCCCCACCCCCGGAAAGGCUACCAUUAGGGAGUGUGGAUGUGAACAUACGUGCGGAGAUGGACCGUGCGUUACAGCCUCUGAUAGCUGAGAACAGCCAGCUUAGAAGUGACCUGCGAAUGGUGAAUCAACAGUUAAAGGAUUUUGAGAGGCAGUUGGCUAAUCAGCUGUUAAAAGAGAAACAAAGAGAAUCGGUGAAUCAGCAAUCAAAAGAAUCGGCUGUACUGACUUCCUCAGACCAGGAGACCCACAUGGAAGUGCUAGAAUGGACGCAGAAUAAAGUGAAGACACUAGAGCAGGCGCUGCAUGAAGAGCAAUGUCGCUCAGACGACCUUCAAGCAGAGCUGCGGCAAUGUCAGCGCGACCUUGACCAGUACAAAACAGACAGACAAAAAUUGCUGGUGGCUAUAGCAGAAAAGGAUGCUGACAAGCUUCGUGCUAGACAGGAGAACCAGCAAGAAGUGAACCAUCUCCACGCAGAGUUACAGAUGCAGCAGAAGCAGUGUGAGACAUACAGACUGAAGCUUGAUGCCUCUGAGAAGGAGAGUCACAUCCUGGCCAUCAGCCUCAAACAACGUGACAGCGAGAUAAACCGCCUACAAGAGCUUGUUCAAACCAUGAAGAAGAGUAUGUCAGAGCUAAUUCAAGAGCAGUCUCAUCAACAUGAUGCCAACAGACAGUUGUCUGGAAGUUUUAACCUCCAAAGACUAGAGAGGUUACUCCGAGAUGGCAACUUGACUGGGUUCGACAUUGAGAGGUUGAAUCUGCACGAUGACAGAUCAGCACCGAUGGAAUCAUCCAAUGGACACAUGCCACUGGAGCCAGAAUUUGCCGAACUGACAAUGGAUGCUCUGGCUGAGCACAAUGAGCGAAGUACACUUCAGCUGCGGGAAAGGUCCGCUCAGAAGCCAUCUGAAGAAACAGCCAGGGAUAAACAGGUUCAGAGUUUUUAUGCAAAAGAUCAAGAUUUGACAAAUGAAACGUCGGAGAGUUCAACAACAACGAUUCAUGAUUUGUCCUCGGUAUCAACGGUGAAGGAAUUGAGUGAAGUAGACAGUCAAAGAGACGAAGAGGCAAGUCUGAAGCCACACAAGAAAGUCCACUUUGACCUACAUAAGUCUGGAAACGACGGAUCAUUGACGGAAGUGACUGAUGACGGUUCAACAGUUGUGUCCGAGGUACCGUCCCGUUACAGCGUUACUGAUUAUUUUAGAAAAUAUCCAGGAGGAGUCGCGGGUAGCAGUCUUCUGCCGAGAAGUAAUCAUCUUGGACAAAAUAAAUCUCUUCCUGCAAUGCAAAAAUCAGUUAAAUGCACCACCAAGGAGAGUGUCUCCAAGGGAAAGAACUCUGAGAUAGCCAAAAAUCAAGCCCAGAACAGUCAAAAGAUUUUGCAGGUUCCAAAUAAAACUACAGAUUUUCGUCGGACAGUUCCGCCUCUGAGAGAUCCAUUUGGUCCCCGAGAGGAUGAUGUCAUGUCUCUGACGUCAGGGAUAACGUUUUCGUCAGUUUCAACUCUGGCAACAGUCGAUGAGAGUGUGUUCAGGGAAGGGCUUGCGAACUUAGAUGCUAACAUUGCGAGAUUACAGGAGUCCUUGUCUGAGAAAAAGGCUUUGUUAUUGACUUGAUAUACAAAUAUAUAUAUUUUUUGAUUCAUUUAUAAGACAAAUGUGAUUUCUCCAAAUUAAAAAUGAAAUUUAAAAAAUACAUGUUUUAAUGUACGAUUUGUAGGUUAUAUUUGUACAUAUAAAUCUCAACAAUGAAUAAAAAUGAAGUGAUGGCAGAGAUAUGUAUUAAACAAUAUACUGUGAAAUGAAUUAUUCUACACUUAUAUUUUGGAGUGUGCACAUGUAUAGACACUGCUAUAUUAUUAUUCACCAUAAAUCUUCAACAUUUUCGACCUCUAAAUCACUUUCU